UUGCCAUUUACUGAUAGCUGUGAAUCAAUUUCCAGUCAGAAUUACACCCAGAGAGCGUGUUCAUAGCUACAAAAACCCACUUGGAUUCUGUCAAACUCAUUCAGGAACAUGUGUCUGCAUGUCGUAACCGACCGCACAAGUUUAAUUCUCAUUUUUGUUUUUGUUACAUGUAAUUUAGCUUGAGUUGGUCUCCUAGGGAACCCAUUUUUCCUUCUGUUUGGCGCUCUUGUCGCCACCUGACAGUUGUACGUCCCCCAGACGGCCACAUGGGGGCGGUGUUGUGUGGCUGAAAGAGUCACCGAAUGACAUUUGAAAAGGGGACCGGAGCCUCAGACAAUGGAUGCGAUUAUGCGAGCGCUCGGAAUCAAGGAGCGACAUUAUUACAGAGAUGCAGCGGAUUUGAUGUAAACCGAGUUUUCUUUAGCAGCAGCAGAGACAGAGCUGUUCUGGAACCGACUUUAUCCCCACCUCGCCUUAUUUUUUGGAGGCUAAAGCUCGCGUCUGCACCGCAUCCCUCUCCGCGUUAUUGUUGAUCCAGGCCCGCCCAUACUCCACAGCAUCUCCGUGGAAAAAAAAAGAGAGAGCAGUGCUGCUUCUCAACUCACUACAACGGAGGAAGGUGAGUCUGCUGAGGAAGCAGCUUUAAGGUGAAAUGCGGACCGUUUUGAUCAUCUGCGGAUAAAUAUUGUUUCAAAUACGCCACGGAUGCUCCAGUGCUCUUGAGUGUUUGCUGUGAUGGACUUCCCGGGUCAUUUCCAGCAUAUUUUCAAGGAGCUCAACCAUCAGCGCCUGCACGCCCAGCUAUGCGACUGUGUGGUGGUGGUGGGAGGUCAGACCUUCCAGGCCCACCGCUCCAUCCUGGCUGCCAGCAGCUCUCACUUCAGGGCUCUCCUCAACUCCAGCGAUGAGGGGGAAGGAGUCCGGCGCGUGAUGGAGCUGGAUCCGGAGGUUGUGACACCGGAGGCCUUCUCCACCCUGCUGGAUAUGAUCUACACCUCCACCCUCUCCUUGGGGGUCUCCAAUGUGAUGGACGUGCUGUUGGCGGCCUCCCAUCUCCACCUCAACGCCGUGGUCAAGGCCUGCAAGCUGCACUUGUCCAGGAAAAACUUUCCUGCCUCGGCACCUAAAGGCUGGAGGUCGGUGCAGCAGCAGCAGCAGCGGCGGCAAAGUCCCUGCUCCCAGGCGGCGAGCGCUCCACAGCAUCAGGUGACCUCGGCCACGGAGGAAGACCCUGAGCCGCGAGACGUGGGAGUGGAGGUGAGCCAGUCUGGAGAGGAUGAAAAUGAAGGCGUGCCAGGCGGCCAACCCGCGGCGCCGUCUUUGAGGCAAAAGAGAAAGUCACACGAGGAGAUGCUUGGCGACAGGAAGAGGAUGUUCGGCUACAAGGAGUGUUCGCCCACUGUGACCAGGAGCACAGAGGAGGGAGGAGAAGAUCUGUCCUCGUCGGGCUUCCUGAAGACGACAGGCAGGCAAUGGGACAACCGAGGUGACGAAGAAGAUGAGGAGGAAGAGAAAUUUGAGGCGACCAAAGGGGAGUUGGAGGAGAUCCAGCUGCCGACUCAGUCGGACAGCAGCACAGGAGGAGCGGGGGCGUGGAAGAAGGCGGAGGACACAGACGGGGACCCUGUGGUCAAAGUUCAAGUUGAAAAAGAGGAGCAGGAGGAGCCGAGGAUAGCAGUGGUGGAGGUGAAAAAGGAAAACCUGACUUCAUACUCCAGCGAUUUAGACACGAUGCCAAACAUCUCUCCUCCAUCCCCGCUGGAGGCCCAGAUCGGCGACGGGAAGAUGGCCGUGCCCGACCCGCCAGCGGCUGACGCUGUCACGUUAACGUCGCAGCUGUGCACAGAUGUUCCCACAGACGCGCUGACGGGGAGCGCGGAUCUGGCUGCGGACACGGUGGACGGCGAAGGCCUGGACAGCUUCUCUGAGCUCGCCUUUUCCUGCUUCCUCAACCCCAGCGCUGAAACCGUCAUGGGGGCUUUGGGAGAAGAAGAUACCCUGGCUACUCUGACGGCUGCCGCCACGGCCGCCGCCGCUGCCAGCGACGCACCCGCGGCUCCGGAAGCUGCAACCACACAAGGUCAAAAGUCAGAAGAGACGACCGCGUCUUCCGUCCAUCCUUCUGAUCCUUCAGCAUCUCUGGUUUUCCCAGUAACCCCCGUCCCCUUGCAGCAGAUUCUCCCGGCCCAGAGCUCCGGAUUCGGCGACACGAUCAUCCUCCAACCCAAUCAGAACUCCCUGGCGGGGUUCUUGAGCGGCAUCCGGCCGGGCCUCAGCCUGGACGCCGCCGUCGUCCAACCCUCGAGGGCCGGGAAGAGCGCCGGCGCCCCGGCUUUCCGUCGCAUCGCCCCCAAAGUGGUGCCCGGAUCAGAACCCUCCGCGGACGCGCUCUCCGGAUCUGCUGAGAGCGCAGAGAGGCCGAGCCUGACCAGAGCCUCCGACGACGUCCUGUCCAAGUGCAAGAAGGCGGCCGCCGAGGACCACGUGCUGCUGGUGGAGGGGGAGAAGAAAUACGCCUGCAAGAUCUGCUGCAAGACCUUCAUGAACCUGACCGACUGCAAGAAGCACAUCCGCGUCCACACCGGGGAGAAGCCCUAUCCCUGCCCCAAGUGCGGCAAACGCUUCAGCCAGUCCUCCCACCUCUACAAGCACUCCAAGAACACCUGCAUGAGCUGGAAGGACGACCAGAGCUUCCAAGACUCUCUGCUCUAAUCUGCACUAAAGACACUCAUGAAAUGCCUCGUUUUACCCCCGUUAUGAAGGAAAAGAAAGUCGUGCCUUUUCCUGUUCCACGCCGUACGAUGAGAUUCUCUCAUGGUCCUUAUGAUUUAAGGCACUAUUGUGGAAAAUCCUGAGAAAACAACCUAAUUUACACCAGAAUAUGUGGAGGGGAAAGAAAUCCUGAAGGUCGAAAUGAUGCGUUUGAUCCACUUUAUUCAAUUUAAUUUAAUAAGGACACUUUUAUUAAAUGCUAAGAGACAAGUUUCUGUACAUAUAAAAUGGACACUGAAGUUAUUUUCUCCCCGAAAACAGCGUUUUACUGUUUAAUAGGUGCAGAUGUGCAGCCUUAAUGUCUGAAUAAAGCACGGAUCAGCACAAGCAAUGCUCAUUUUUAUAAGAAUCACAUCUAACAAGGUAGCAAAACACUCAUUCUAUUUUAUUAUUCAAGAUUAGAACUAUUUUCUAAAAA
This is a messenger RNA of Fundulus heteroclitus (mummichog), 3190 nucleotides long. Its product is annotated as zinc finger and BTB domain-containing protein 5. Gene Ontology annotation, cellular component: nucleus. Gene Ontology annotation, molecular function: RNA polymerase II cis-regulatory region sequence-specific DNA binding; DNA-binding transcription factor activity, RNA polymerase II-specific; protein binding. The coding region runs from base 736 to 2712 and encodes 658 amino acids. NCBI's taxonomy places the organism in Eukaryota, Metazoa, Chordata, Actinopteri, Cyprinodontiformes, Fundulidae. The transcript has a single exon. The record is from RefSeq and is a predicted model, not a curated record. Gene Ontology annotation, biological process: regulation of transcription by RNA polymerase II.